AUGUAUUGUCAACUUUCUGCUGGAAAGAGGGACUCCCAGGGUCUCAAUACAGAAGUUACAUGUAUCAUUGCUGAUGCUUUUGUUGUUCCUUCUCUUUUUGUAGCUCAGAAACUCAAUGUUCCGUGGAUUCCAGUUUGGCCUCCUUUAUCAUGCUCUCUCUCAGCACAUUUCUACACUCAUUUCAUACGUCGAAAAUGUGCUGAAAAUAAUGCUAAAGAUAUAUCUUUGGAUUUUCUUCCAGGUUUAUCUAAGAUGAGAGUUGAAGAUUUGCCUGAUGAUGUAAUUAACGGCGGUGAAGGGGAGUCGCUAUUCUCGAAAACACUUGCUUCUUAUAGUGAAGUGUUUCCUGAAGCUAAAGUAGUGGUUAUGAAUUUCUUUGAGGAGUUAGAUCCACCUUUGUUUGUUGAGGAUAUGAGAUCAAAGUUGCAGAAUAUGCUUUAUGUUGGUUUUCUCACUCUUUCAAUUCCUCUACUGCCUUUGCCACCUUCCGAGAAUGAUGAAACUGGUUGUUUAUCAUGGUUGGACAAACAGAAGAGUACACCAGUAGUUUAUGUUAGCUUUGGAACUACAGUGACACCACCUCCACAUGAGCUUGUUGCAUUGGCAGAAGCAUUGGAAGAAAGUGGAUUUCCAAUUCUUUGGUCACUUAAGGAUCAUUUGAAGGGAGUUGAGAGGACUAGUGAUUAUGGGAAAAUUGUUCCUUGGGUGCCUCAAACUCAAGUUUUGCACAGGCUUUAUAAUUUUCCUGGCUUCGCCACUGGUUGUAGGUAUAUGAUAUCAUUACUUAACCUAGAAGAAAGUAUGUGCACUAAGUGA
Messenger RNA from Vicia villosa (hairy vetch), 816 nucleotides. Its product is annotated as kaempferol 3-O-beta-D-galactosyltransferase-like. The transcript is spliced from 2 exons. The coding region runs from base 1 to 816 and encodes 271 amino acids. Lineage: Eukaryota; Viridiplantae; Streptophyta; Magnoliopsida; Fabales; Fabaceae. The record is from RefSeq and is a predicted model, not a curated record. Gene Ontology annotation, molecular function: UDP-glycosyltransferase activity.